Molecule: messenger RNA, 978 nt
Organism: Exaiptasia diaphana
Lineage: Eukaryota; Metazoa; Cnidaria; Anthozoa; Actiniaria; Aiptasiidae
Exons: 1
Coding region: 1-978 (325 amino acids)
Biological process (GO): double-strand break repair via homologous recombination
Cellular component (GO): cytoplasm; nucleus; chromosome
Molecular function (GO): four-way junction helicase activity; 3'-5' DNA helicase activity
Source: RefSeq, a predicted model, not a curated record
AUGUACAAAGAUGGAUGUACUCRUCCCCAAAACCGAUUAGUUGAAAUGUUCCAUGCAGGAACACCUAAACAAGUUAAAGAGCAUAUUUGUGACAACAUGACCAAGGAAGAUGGACAUUUACGAAUUGUGAUAUGCACAGUAGCUUUUGGAAUGGGGAUAAACUGCAGGCAAGUGAGAAGAGUCAUUCAUUUUGGACCCUCCAAGACUGUUGAACAGUACAUUCAGGAAUGUGGUCGUGCAGGACGUGAUGGUCUUCCAAGCUGCUGCAUUUUACUCUUCAAUGGAUUACUGUCAUCACUCAGUGAUAAGGAUAUGAAAAACUAUGUCCAGCAUGAAGGAUGUGCUCRUGUUUGGCUCAUGUCCCACUUUGAUAGUAAAGUGUCAUGUAUACAUUUGCUGCACAAAUGUUGUGGAUUCUGUGCUCAGAAAUGUAGCUGUAAAGGUGAUGAUUGUGGGAAUCUUUGGAGUCCAUCGACUGAUAAUAAACUGGGUCCACAAUUCAACACAUCACCUGACAACAAAUUUUCAAGAGCUGUCACUCAGCAUCAAAAGAAGGCAUUGGCGAAGGAGCUGCAUCAGUUUCGGAAAGAAUUGCUGGAAAAGGCUGACAUGGAUAAGAUGGUGACUUGCCCUAAUUUACUGAUGGAGUUUAACUCCUUUCACAUCAAUCAAGUACUUGAACACUGUGACGUUCUCUUCUCAAUUUCAGACAUUUUAAAGUCAGUUGAAAUUUGGCGAAUGCAGUAUGCUAAUGGAAUUCUACAAGCUUUGAGUUCUGUUUUUAAUGACAUUCAACUGAAUAGUCUAGAAGAUGAUGAAGGCCCAAUUUCAUUGGAGAUGUCCAACUACUCAGAGUGGAGCCAGAUCAGGGAUGAUUCAACCCUUGCUGAACUGUUUAACAGCCAUGAUUUGGAGGAACUUAGCUCAUUUCAUAUCUGUAUGGAUACAAUUGGCAGUAGUUUUGAAGAGUCAUUUUAA